Molecule: messenger RNA, 4895 nt
Organism: Balaenoptera musculus (blue whale)
Lineage: Eukaryota; Metazoa; Chordata; Mammalia; Artiodactyla; Balaenopteridae
Gene: CREBZF
Product: CREB/ATF bZIP transcription factor
Exons: 3
Coding region: 255-1328 (357 amino acids)
Biological process (GO): regulation of transcription by RNA polymerase II
Cellular component (GO): nucleus
Molecular function (GO): DNA-binding transcription factor activity; transcription cis-regulatory region binding
Source: RefSeq, a predicted model, not a curated record
UCGACUGACUUCCGGCCAGGCCGUUGUCUGGGUGGCGCGGUCGAGUCAUCGUUGGGCCUCGCCGCUUCCAUCUCCCUUCCCUCCCCCCCCCGCCCCGGCGCGGGGGGUCGACCAGCCAAGUGGGGCGGGAGGCGACUCGGACCUUCCUCUUCAUUUCGUUCUGGCCUGCUGCCCGGCUACCCGCUCUGGGUCCUCGGGACCCGCGAGGCCCGGUCUGAGGGGCCGGGGCCUACGUGGGCCCGCCGUCGGGCCCCAUGCGGCAUAGCCUGACCAAACUGCUGGCGGCCUCGGGCAGCGACUCCCCAAGCCGCAGCGAGAGCCCGGCGCCGGUCGCGACCUGCUCGCUGCCCCCGGACUUGACCCGGGCGGCAGCGGAGGACGAGGGGACGGCGGCGGCCGGGUCUCCCGGCCGCAAACAGCCGCCCGGCGACGAGGGCGAGUCGGACGCCGGGAGGGGGGGCCGCGGCGUCGUGGCCGCGCGCGCGCCCUCGCCCGAGGAGAUGGAGGAGGAGGCUAUCGCCAGCGUUCCCGGGGAGGAGACGGAGGACAUGGACUUUCUGUCGGGCCUGGAACUGGCGGAUCUGCUGGAUCCCCGGCAACCAGACUGGCAUCUGGAGCCCGGGCUCAACUCGCCCGGGCCUCUCUCCUCGUCCGGCGGAGGCUCGGAUAGCGGCGGCCUGUGGAGAGGGGACGACGACGACGAGGCCGCGGCUGCCGAGAUGCAGCGCUUUUCUGACCUGCUGCAGAGGCUGUUAAACGGCAUCGGAGGCUGCAGCAGCGGCAGUGACAGUGGCGGCGGCGAAAAGAGGCGGAGAAAGUCCCCGGGAGGAGGCGGCGGCAGCAGCGGCAACGACAACAACCAGGCGGCGACAAAGAGUCCCCGGAAGGCGGCGGCGGCUGCUGCCCGUCUCAACCGGCUGAAGAAGAAGGAGUACGUGAUGGGGCUGGAGAGUCGAGUACGGGGUCUGGCAGCCGAGAACCAGGAGCUGCGGGCCGAGAAUCGGGAGCUGGGCAAGCGCGUACAAGCACUGCAGGAGGAGAGUCGCUAUCUACGGGCCGUCUUAGCCAACGAGACCGGACUGGCUCGCUUGCUGAGCCGGCUGAGCGGCGUGGGACUGCGGCUGACCACCUCGCUCUUCAGAGACUCGCCCGCCGGUGACCAUGACUACGCUCUGCCCGUGGGAAAGCAGCAACAGGACCUGCUGGAAGAGGACGACUCAGCCGGAGGAGUGUGUCUUCAUGUGGACAAGGAUAAGGUGUCGGUGGAGUUCUGCUCGGCGUGCGCCCGGAAGGCGUCGUCUUCUCUUAAAAUUUUCUUUUUUAGGUGAUUUCCUUCCUGCCAGGCUCCGUUGUAGGGGUUACAGAACAGUCGUUCCCGCCUCACAACCUGGUAAGGAUCCAUCUCUUCACGUAACGCUCAUGCUCUGCUGCUUAGUCUACUUUAAUGGGCAACAUCUCAAUUUGUGUGUGUGUGUGUGAUAUAUUUUUGUUUUCUUUUCUUUUUUGGAAGGUGGGAGGGGAGUCUAAUUUGGGCCCUGUCCACCCUGGAAACAGACUUGUGCUGGUCAAUAUUGUAUUCAAGUUGCUUCUUCUGGUUGAAAUAGCUGUUAAUGUGUCCCCUUGUUCAGACUUGCGUGUACCUAGCUCUUCUGUCCCCAGUGUGGACAUGGCCUUGGAUGACAUCGGUUCCAACUGUACACUGAAAGCUGCUAAUAGAGAUACAGUUUGGAGAAAGUGACACAGGUGAAGUUGAAUGGAAGUUCCGAGUUGUACAAGGUGCAAAUUGGAAUUCCAACUUUAGAGCAACUUUUCAGAGGUUGACAAUAAGUACUUGGGGCAUACACAGAUGUGAUAGUUAUUUUGCGGAGAUGACAGAAAUCUCUUAAAUAUUCAAGAAUGCCUUUUAGUUUUCAUAGAUCUAGAUAUACAAUCUAUUCAGAUUAAUAGAUUUUUAUAUCUCACCAUUAGAGAAGUUGGAAAUUAACAUGCAUAUCAGACUCCUGUGUUAGUUACUUAAAGGAAGAAUAAGAAUGGUUAAUGAAAUGUUUCUUUGAGGACCAGCACAGUGAUUUACCCUAUCACUGAGUAUGAAUAAAUUGUUGAACACCUUUAUUUUUGUUGUAUUAAAAUUUUAGGUUAAAUUUAUGUAUGAUUAGAUAUUGAAGGUUAUGAAAUGUGAAUGAAAACGUGUAAAGUGAGGCUUCACAAAGAAUCUUAUUCUCCAUAUUUCAAGGAUAUUUGUCCUAUUUAAAAGUAAGUUUUAAAAUUGAGUGACUUAAUGACACGAUUGACACUUUUUCCAAAGUUGGGACAUAGUCUUCCUUUGAAGUACUCUAUUAUCUAUUGUCCAGUUGUAUAGAUUGAGUCACAGUGUCUUUCAGUGUAAGAGACAUUAAGAAAUUCUUUGUGAAACAUCACUGUUUGAUAAAGUAUAUACGUAUUUAGCAUCCUUGUUUUUCUUUGUGCUAAAGUGGAUACAGCUGUUGGGGCAGAAGAGACGGGACCAGCUGCUGGCCACAUUUCCUGCUUUAUUUUAAAAGUCAUGGGCUCAAAGAAUUUAUUCAUCUCUAACAUGACAUUGGAAAAUAAUGGAUGAAAAUAGGAAAAAUGAGUGUUGUUAAUGCUGUGGGUCUUAAAAGGUUCUGGAAGCAGUAAGUGCGUUUUUCUAAAAAUUAUACCAUUCCCUUGGAAUAUUUUCUUCCUAACGUCAAUGAUUUUCCUGCAUUAUUUGAAGUUUGGGGCUGGGGAGAAACAGUCAAAGCUUUCUGAAUUGGGAUGCUUUGACAUUCCAAGUAUAGAUUUUUAGAAUGUCAUUUUAUAAAUGGCAGUUUUUGGAAAUACUUGAUUAAGAACUUUUGAAAAUGGAGAUUAGUAUCGACUAUUUUAAAAGCUGCUUUGUUAGGUUGCUUCUGUUUUAACUGUCUUAGUUUCCAUUUCAUUCUCUUUUUUUUCUAAUUUUGGUAAAUUAGUGAUUUUGUCAUUUUUUGCAUCAACGUCAUGGUCUUGUUUUUACAUGGUAUUGCAUGUAUUUAGGACCUAUCUAACAGGGGCUUUAAAUAAAUAUGGUCAUAUUUAUGUGUAAACACGUUUUACUGUAAAUGUUUGGGUUUCUGAAUUUACAACAGAUAUGUUUAUUUCAGUAUGUAGUAAACAAUAUCCUAAAGUGUCCUAUUCACUACUUGUUAAUUAAAAAAGUUAUGAUUAAUAUGAACCUGUUGUCUUACUAUUUUUAGAAAAUUGUGUUCUGAAUGAUUAGUAGUUGGAUAAAGGAGAUUUCUGGACUAUAAUAUGGAUUUAGAAAUUUUCAGGUUUGGCUCUAUUUACUGUAAUGGAUGAAAGCAAUUUAGUGUUUGGGGAAUCUUUUUUUUUUAAUUUUUUUUUUCCUAAUUGUGCCUCUGUGGCAAAAUGAUACAGCAAGUACUAGAGUAAAGAUGUAGCUUUUAAUGUUUGUCUUCUGAUGGUGACAGGAAUUUAUACAUUAAUUGAACUAACACAUCAUAUUGACUUAAUGUUUCUGCACUUCCUUGACCAAACCUAACUAAAAAGUCCACGUUUGUUAAAAUGUAGUCACACCUCUGAUAUAAUCCGACAAAAAGUGUUCGAAAUAUUUUAAAUAUUUGUGCAUUUGAUAAUCACUAAAUUAAUCUCUCUCUCUUCUCUUUAAACAGCUUAGCAGUGUCUGCAAAAACGAAUCUUUUCCUACAACCUGUUAACUGACUGGACUGAUGGUAACAAAGUAAUUGUGGGAGCCAUGUCGGUCAAAAAUUUGGCAUCUGCUGAAAAAAAUGAAUGCCAUUUUCAAGUUCCCAAAUUACUUCUAUACUGAUUUCACUUUCCAGAUUUCACUUUCCAGAAAUGGAGAUAUGAAAAGAUUCUCUGGAAUCCUUGAAAGACUUAAUAGAAAUACAUGAGACAAAGUUAAUUUUGGAACAAAAUUACACUUUUUUUGUCUUUCAUGGGAGUGAUACUCAGUUCUUUGCAUACCUUUUAAAAAUUGUAACCAUUGGAGAAGAGAAUGAUAGUAUUUCAUCAAGGAAUAUUAGAUUCUUUACAUAAUCAAGCGCACAUUCUGUGGAAUUAGAUUUAGUGGAGUAGAAUUACAUAAACAGGCCAUCAGUGAUCACAGGCAUAUCAUGAGUUUGUAUUUAUUUCCUGGAACAUGAGAACUAAUCUGAAGUACAGACAGACGUUGCUGAGUAGAAUAUAAAAGUUAAUGUAAAGUCUUUAAAGAGUAGUCUUUUUAAAUAGAUGCAUUGAUUUGUCUGUAUAUCUUUGAAAAAUUGAUUAUGAUUAAAUGUGUGGGUAGUUAAUUGCGAUUCAGGGUAAUGCCAAGAUGUGUGGAUUCUGAGGUUUUUGGCUUCUUGAGCUUUCUCCGAGGACUUAUUAAAAAUAUUUUGAGGUUUCUAAUGAAUGGUAUACUAGUUUCUACUGUUUUAUAUUAAAAUUUCUCUAGUAUGUAAGGGCUUUAGUAUUCUGGAUGAUGGGAGUGGCUUUUUUCAUGGAAUGUGGUUGUUUUACUUAAUUGAAACAUUUUUCCAGUUCAUUACAAGUGUGAAAAAACACUCAAAACUCUGGUUGUUUUAUGUCAUUUUUGUUGGAUUAUGUUAAUACAUUCUUUCACCUGGUCUAGACUGAGUCAUUUUAUCUUACUGACUCACUUGGGAAGUGUGCAGAUGAUAGAAGUGGGAGGGGGUAGGAGAUAGGCUCUUAUUUUCUUUCCAGAACGAUUCAUCAUAAUAACUAUACAGUUUGGUUAUUGUAUGGUGAUAUAAAAAAUUUAUUAAAUCCACUCAGUUUCUUGUAAUGUAAGUGUAUUCAGUGUCUCUGAUGCCAGGCAGCAAAGAGCAUUCCCAGUGGCUUAUUAUGUGAUUGAUGGAUGCUCCUACAGUAAGAAC